Ambispora leptoticha is the source of this 141-nucleotide messenger RNA. The record is from the annotation of a GenBank genome assembly. Lineage: Eukaryota; Fungi; Glomeromycota; Glomeromycetes; Archaeosporales; Ambisporaceae.
GAAACUCAGCAAAAGAAAGUUGGUUUAUUUCUCAGUCGCGAUGUGGACUAUCGCACCUUAUGUGCUGACUUAGCAAACCAAACUAGUGAGGAAGAAAAUCUCCCCACCGCCGAACUAAUGGCCGAAGAAAUUGCCCUUUGA